GGGGAUUCCUCACAUUUCGAUAAGUUGAUUUCAGCGGACAGGACUUGACCGAAUUGAUUUUUGUUUUCGUUUGUAACAGAACGUGAUUUUUCCUAUCUGCUCAUUGAUGUGUACACCAUAAACAUUAUCGUUGUGGUACAAUACUGGACGGAUAAAAAUUUGUUUAACGGUUCAAUUUUUUUUUUCUGUGUGUGCUCCGGCCCGAAUGUUGGAUUAAUCAGUGCUAUUGACUGAAGAGGAUUUUAUUGAUGUGAUUUAGUGGAAUUCGUGUGACAUAAUAUCGAACAUUAAACGAAAUAAUUAGGAACUGCGUGUGUGUAUAUGGUACACACAUACAUAACAUGAUUUUCGCGCACAUUUUUCUGCCAGCAAUUCUGUUUGCAAUAUGUAAAGCUCAACCGCAAUCGUUCACACCAAACAAUGACCGACCGUCGAUGGACGAAUACAGACAUCUAGUACUCAAUUCAGUAGCACAAAUGAAAGAUUCCUGCCGUGUGUACGAUUACCUACUGGAUGUUGAUAAAAAAUGGACUGACGACGAUGGGAAACUAGAAGUUGCUCCGUAUGGCGCCACGGAGACAAUACGAAGCAAUCGAGACUUCUACAUUCACACAUUGCUGCGCAUCUUAAGGGAAAAUGCCAACGACGACGACCAGAACGAAGAACCGAGCGUAAUAUUCAGCGUAAUGUUGACGAAAUUUCUGUUAACCGAUUCGAAGCUGGACUCUCAACUGACUUCCAUGCUGCAAGCAAAAUGUUGUCGAGACAGUGACGACGACGCCCUGAACUGUUUGGAAAAACGCGAGCCUCGGACUAUAAAAAAAGUGAAAUUCCAUUCGUGGGGCGGAAAGCGAGACGGCAACAAUGGCAUUGAUAAUGUGCCGAAAAUCGUUUUACGAACACCGUUCCGGCCGUGGGGCGGCAAACGAGAUCAUCCCGAUGGUGGCAGGCGAAGCGACGAAUGGACAAAUGUAAGCCAAUGAAUGUGAAUUUUGUGAUUUGUUUUGUUUCUUGGGCAUAAAUUGGAAUGUAAAUUUAUCAAUAAACUUGUACUGGAAAAAGACA
Messenger RNA from Bradysia coprophila, 1065 nucleotides. RefSeq lists its product as uncharacterized. NCBI's taxonomy places the organism in Eukaryota, Metazoa, Arthropoda, Insecta, Diptera, Sciaridae. The record is from RefSeq and is a predicted model, not a curated record.